Molecule: messenger RNA, 1386 nt
Organism: Letharia columbiana
Lineage: Eukaryota; Fungi; Ascomycota; Lecanoromycetes; Lecanorales; Parmeliaceae
Exons: 1
Coding region: 1-1386 (461 amino acids)
Source: RefSeq, a predicted model, not a curated record
AUGGGGCGCGGUCAGCAUCGGAAUUCGGUAGGACCAACAAGCACCACAAACUUUGUGUCCAGCAUCAAAUCCUCUGCCAAACGCAUCGCCAGCAAUAUCUCACCUCCUCAACAGACUGACCAGACCUGGGAUCUGAUCGACAAAGAACACUCUCCAAGCUUCAGCACCAAACGAUCCUCCACCUCUUCCAGGUCCUCCUACCAGGGAGCCUUUCGCAAAGACGCAGCCGCCAUAUCACAGCUGUCGGACAGGAAACCCAUUCCCUCAUAUUUGAGCAGACACCAGCCUUCGAUUUCAUCGUCUAUCACGUCACAUAAAGCUUCAUCCAUCCAGCAAAGCGUGGACGAAAUCCUCUCGCCAGUCGCAACAUUUUCUACCUAUGCAGACCUCAAUCACUCCACACCUUCGCUUACAAUGGCUACUACUGCCUUUGGAAACGGCCUUCGGCCCGAGUAUGGCAAGCCUCCAAGCACCUCGCAAUCGAGCGUGAGCUUUGGCCAAGGCGGGAGCAAUGCCUCACUAUCAGCCCCAAGUCUUCCGCCAGCCUCCACUGGAGGAGUGCAAAAUCCAAGCAUCGUAUAUCAGCAAAUUCAUGACGUGUCGUCCAAGAGGAUUUCUACCCUUGACUACUUGAGAAAGGCUCAUGAGGGCCGGGUCUAUUGGUUUAAUACGCUGCUCGUUAGCAGGUCCGAUCUGGCUAAAAUACCCUUCUUCGAGCCAAAAAAGCUUGCCCGCAGGGCAACGAACUAUCUGUUGCUUGGUCUUUCCCUUCCCAACAUUUUAGACUUGAAUUCUUCGAACCCACAGGAGUGCCUCCGUGCUCUUAAUGCACUUCUAGUCGAGUUCGAAUCAUACCAACAGAUACAUCCACCAGAAGGGGGUUCUGCUUCCUCUCUUUCUAGGGCACGUCUACCGCAAAUGUUUAAGCGUGCCGCACAUGUCAGUACGAAGGCUCGAAGAACAAGCUCAGCGACAGAUAUUGGGCUCCCAAUGAAUACGAGCGACCCAGCCGAUCUGAAGGCGAUGACGACUGGAGCAACGGCUGGGUCCACUGCGUCAUCAUUUCCAGCCAGUGAGCAGGAUCUAUUACCGGGCGAGGAAUACACACACUUGCUCACUCCGUCAUUGCCCUUUGAUCCGGACUUUUUUGAGACCUUUGCAACCUUGUGUGACGUAUUGAUCGAUUGCUACACACGAAUCAUGGGUCUCAUUCCUUCGCCAGCGCUGUGUGUUCCAGGAACUGGAGAGAUUUUUGCGAAAGCGGAUGCGAGACUACGCAAAAUCAUCGUGGCAGGCAUUAUCAAAGAAUUUGAGGAGGAAAGCAGAAAAGGAGUCAAGGCUGAAUUUGCUGGCUUGGGCAAGGUUGUGCUGGGGGGCCUGAUGUGA